AUGCAUCAGCUGGCCCAAGACCGGCGGGCGCUGCUGCGCUACCUGCUGCAGGACCUGCAAGUCCGCGGCAGGGACGUGCUGCUUCCCGUGGGCUGCUCCGACUUUGACGAGUGGCUGCUGGAUGCGCUGUCUGUGGAGAGGCUGCUGAAGCAGCUCAAGUCGGGGGCGCCGACGCUGGACCUCAUCAACGCCUGCAUCUCCACGUCCACCUCGGCUGCCGCCCGCAAGGACUACCUAUCCACCCCGCCCCGCGGCACCACCACCGGGGGAGAGGAUGGCGGCAUAGUGGACUUCAGGACGCUCAUAUCAGGCGACGCCACGCCAUCUGCGGUGGCGGCAGCCGCCGACGCGGCGGCGGCCGCCGAGCAGGACUCCCACCUGCCGCAGCUACGCCUCAAGUCGCUGCAAGUCGGCCUGCAGGAGUACCAGCUCAAGGAGCUGGCCUACGCCAUUUUCCUGUCCUGCGCCUCCGCCCAGGCCUCGCCCGGCCUGCUGGCUGACCUGCGUGCCAGCCUGGAGCUGAACGAGACGCGGGCGGCGGAGCUUCAGCGCAUCACUACGCUGGUGGGCCAGCACGGCAUCACCUCUCUGGCCUCCCUGGAGAUGCACAUCAGGCUGCUGCAGAUCGUGCGCCCCUCUGCCUUUGACAGCUUCCGCAACUUUGUGCGGUGGCGGGACACGGUCACCUCUGUCAUCUGGCUGGUGCUCAGCCAGGCGGUGCGGGACACGUGGGUGGCGGCGCCAGCAGAAGGCAGCGGCGGCAGCAGCGGCGGCGAGGCCUCGGCGCGCAUGCUGCUGGCGCGCCUCAAGGGCGGCCUGCGGCGCCUGGAUGUGCGGGUGGCCGACGACUAUGACGAUGCAGAGUAUGGGGAGGCGGCAGAGGCGGUGUUUGGGGCCGCAGACCAGCUGGCGCAGCGCUGCCAGACAGGGUGGAGCUUCCCAUGGGGCCUGCGCGCCCGGCUGGCCGAGCUGCUGCUGCGUGGCAUCUUUGACACGCUAGAUGAGGGGCAGUACAACGACCACCGCCAGGAGCUGCUGGGGAUACUGCAGGGCACGGUGUGGCGCCAGCUGCAGAUCACGCCCGACGUCCACAACGCCGUCUUUGCCUGGGUCCACUUCCGCCAGUUUGCUGUGAGCCAGGAGCUGCUGCUGCUGGAGGUGGCGCGGCAGGCCAUCCAGUCGGUCAGGACCGCGGGCGCCUCGCCGCGCCUGGAAGGCAGCGGCUCCCCGCUGCUGGUCACCAAGGAGGAGUACGACUCCCAGUUCCCUGCGGAGGUCAUGGCCUGCGUCAGCCAGUCGGUGUGCGAGGUGCUGGGCAACUACCACGCCUCGGUGGACGACCCGCGCGUCAUGAAGGGCCUGAUUGGCGUGCUGGAUGCAGCGGAGGCUGCUGGGGGGCGGCGGGACCAGCUGCCGCAGCUGCUGGAUGGCUGCAUCGCGGCCUCGGUGGAGGCGGCGUUUGACGCCAGCCUGGAGCAGCUGUCAGCCAACGUCUCUGCUGAGGAGGACCUCAUCAUGCUGCUGGCCGCCAGCUGCGCCGAGCUGUUCAAGCGGGAGGCGGCCACCUACUCGCCGCUGCUGGCGGCGCACCAGCCGCAGGCGCGCGUGGUGGCGGCCGCCACGCUGCACGAGGUCUACGGCGCCAAGAUGCUUCCCUGGCUGAUCGGGGUCAACGGGCUGACCAAGAGCGCGCUGGAGGCCAUCCGUGCGUCCAUGGCCCUGGAGGAGCUGCUGCUGGAGGAGUGCAGGGACAGCGAGGCGGCGCCCGACCCCUGGGGCACCAUGGAGCGCCUGUCGCCGCUGCUCUACACCUGGGCACAGGGCCAGAUCAGCAUGCUGGGUGGGUGGAUGGAUCGGAUUCUGUCGGCCGAGGACUGGACCCGCGUGUCCAAGCAGCGCGCCCACGGCUCACGCUCUGUGGUGGAGACGAUCAAGAUUGUGACGGAAACGCUGGAGGCGCUGUUUGACAUGAAGCUGGCCAUACCGGCGGGCGUGGUGCGGUGCCUGACCGAGGGCGUGGACCUGGCCAUGCAGAAGUACUGCGAGUUUGUGCGGCAGCAAGUGGGCUCACCCGAUGCCAUCAUCCCGCCACGACCACCGCUGACGCGGUACAAGCGAGAAAUAGCGGUACAGGCGGAGCAGCAGGCCGCGGCUGCCGCCAGCGGCGUGACGCCUGCCGGCCAGCUGUCCAAGAUGAAGAGCAAGGUGCAUGAGGCGCUCAACAUCAACUGGCUGCCGCCGCUGGGCACCACGGAGGAGGAGCGGCGGGUGAUGGCCUUCCACUAUGACGGCCUGGUGGUGCGCCUCAACUCUGUGCAGCACCUGAUGGACAGCCUGGGGGGCCUGGAGCGCAUGGUUGUGGACAGGUGGGACGACGGCCGCCCGCGGUCGGCCAAGGCGCGGGACGGCAAGUCGGCGUACGACUGGAUUGCGGGGAUGUUUGACGGCGCGCGCGCGGCGGCGGCGCGCACACGCGACCACCUGGCCCGCUUCAUCGCAGUGAGGCUGGUGUUUGGGGAGCUGCGAGACACCAUCUACGAACGGUUGUACCGCUUCCACGUCCAGGUGUCCCGCCUGGAGAUGGUGCUGCAGGAGGUGGACCGCCUGCUGGGCGACAUUUGCAGCCACGUGCACGACGCGCUGCCACCCAAGCUGGCCCGCGCCGUGUGCUCCGCGCUGGUGAGCGCGGUGCAGAGCGUGCUGCUGGACGGCGGGCCCUUCAGGCUGUUCACGCCUCAGGACGUCGACAUGUUGGAAGCUGACAUGGCGCAGAUGCGCGCCAUGUUCUACGCCGACGGCGACGGCAUCGGGCUGGAGGAGGUGGAUGCGGUGUGCCGCCCGCUGAGCGAUGUGGUGGACCUGAUGCAGCUGGACACGGGGCUCAUCAUCCAAAACCUCAAGCAGGCCAACGCCACACUGGGCCGCUUCCACAAGUCGCCGCGGGGCACCCCCGCGGCGCUGGACCCCGACGUGCUGCUGCGCAUCCUGUGCCACCGCGCCGACCAUGCGGCCAGCAAGUACCUGAAGAAGGACUACAAGAUACCCAAGAAGAUGCCGGGCGCGCUUUCCUCCUCGGUCAGCGACGUGGCCUCCAAGGCCGGCGGCGUGUUCCGCCGCGGCAAGUAG
Chlorella variabilis is the source of this 3126-nucleotide messenger RNA. RefSeq lists its product as hypothetical. The coding region runs from base 1 to 3126 and encodes 1041 amino acids. Lineage: Eukaryota; Viridiplantae; Chlorophyta; Trebouxiophyceae; Chlorellales; Chlorellaceae. The transcript has 23 exons. The record is from RefSeq and is a predicted model, not a curated record.